UGCCUUCUUCUCCUAUCUACAAAUAAACCCACGGUCCUCCCCCUCGCAUUCUCUUCCAUAAGGGCUUUCUUAUUCUCUGCGAGGUUUCAUAACCUCGUAGAGAUUAGAAGCCCAUAAGAAAGCCACAUAGUAUUAUCAUAUCAUAUUUCGAUCACCACCACCUUCGAUCUCUCGAAAUGGAGCUCCACUCUCCUGCCGCUGCUAAAAAGCUAUGGAACUACCUCCGCGUCGCCUUCUUCAUGAUGAGGAAGGGCUUUAUUUCCAAGAGGAGGCUAGUUAUAGACAUGAACCUCAUGAUGAAGAGAGGGAAGCUCCUCGGUAAGUCCCUCGGCAAUCUCAUGUUCCACCACCACACUCGGCCACCCCAUGCCCCAAGCUUCGGCCUACGAGAGUACGAGUUCUCAUGCAGCAACAGCCCUAACCCGGUUUUUUUCCACGUGAAGCGCCGCCACAACUACUUUCCUUGCCUAAAUGCCGUCGUCGAAGAGCCCGACGAGACCCCGCGGCCUGCCGUGGUGUUGCCAAGAAUUGAGUACUCCCCCCAGUGUUCAUUUCUAUCACAAGAACUUGCCCCGGGGGAGAGGUGUAGCCCGCUUUCCUCACCCUCACCUUUCUCUGUUAGGAUCUCGAACUAUUCAACUGAGGAUGAGGAAGGUGACGAUUCUGGCCAAGAGGUGGAUGAUGAGGCUGAGGAGUUUAUCAGGAGGUUCUAUGAGCAAUUACGGGCCCAGAGCCGCAUUGCUUUGCUUCAGUACCAGGAGAUGGAGUACCAGGAGAUGCUUGCAAGAGGAGCGUGAUGGAAUUGUACGCAUACGUAUGCGUGAUGCAUGUCUAUGUACAUACGUACAGAUGCGUUGCUUUCACAUAUGGUGUUCAGAACCUUCCAGCAUUUUAGAUGGGAAGGGAGUUUGGUGUAUGUUUGAUUGCUGCAUCUCAUGUUGCACAACUACAUAUUAUUUCAUUGUAUUUGCUCUUUUCCAUUUUUCUUUCUUUUUUUCUUGGGUGGGUGGGGGUGUGCAUUAUGACUACUACUCUUGUUAUAUCUAUGUUAUUAUGAUUAAUUAAGUGGGUAUAUUGAGCUUUGUGGAUGUCAGGGAGAGUGAAGAUGGGUUAUGUUUUUUAAUAUUACCCGUCACAUAAUGGUUCGAAGUGUUAAAAAAACUUCUAUUUCGAGUGGUUGUUUAUAUGCCUAUAUGUGGUUAUCAUUCUCCCUUA
This is a messenger RNA of Phoenix dactylifera (date palm), 1215 nucleotides long. RefSeq lists its product as uncharacterized. The record is from RefSeq and is a predicted model, not a curated record. Lineage: Eukaryota; Viridiplantae; Streptophyta; Magnoliopsida; Arecales; Arecaceae.